Messenger RNA from Labrus mixtus (cuckoo wrasse), 3413 nucleotides. Its product is annotated as guanine nucleotide-binding protein subunit alpha-13-like. Gene Ontology annotation, molecular function: guanyl nucleotide binding; G-protein beta/gamma-subunit complex binding; GTPase activity. The transcript has 5 exons. Lineage: Eukaryota; Metazoa; Chordata; Actinopteri; Labriformes; Labridae. The coding region runs from base 134 to 1267 and encodes 377 amino acids. The record is from RefSeq and is a predicted model, not a curated record. Gene Ontology annotation, cellular component: heterotrimeric G-protein complex; brush border membrane. Gene Ontology annotation, biological process: Rho protein signal transduction; adenylate cyclase-activating G protein-coupled receptor signaling pathway.
AAGUAAAAGUCACUUAAAGAUUGAUGGUAAACAGUCAUCAGCGCUUACUUCCGGAGUUUAGGGAAGGGGCUUGGUCCCGUGCCUGCGCCCCGCGAACGCGCAUCAAAUCAGCAUCGAUGAAGUUUGUGCGAACAUGGCGGAUUUCCUGCCGACCAGGUCCGCGUUAAAAGUUUUUCUACCCGUCUGCCUGCUGAACAACAGCGAGGUCGACCAGCUUCGGAAGUCCAGGGAGAUCGACAGAUGUCUAUCCCGGGAGAAAACGUACGUGAAGCGGCUGGUGAAGAUCCUGCUGCUCGGCGCUGGCGAGAGCGGCAAGUCGACUUUCCUCAAACAAAUGCGGAUCAUCCACGGCCAGGACUUCGACCAGCAAGCCCGAGAGGACUUCAGAGCCACUAUAUACAGCAAUGUUAUUAAAGGUAUACGAGUGUUGGUGGACGCCCGGGAGAAGCUGCACAUCCCGUGGGGUGACCCGGACAACCAGCAGCACGGAGACAGCGUGAUGGCGUUCGACACAAGGUCGGCUAAAAUGGCGAGCGGGCUGCUUGAGACGCCCGUCUUCUUGCGGUAUUUUCCGGCUAUCAAAGCUCUGUGGGCGGACUCGGGUAUCCAGAACGCAUACGACCGUCGCAGAGAGUUUCAGCUGGGUGAGUCAGUGAAGUAUUUCAUGGAUAAUCUGGAUAAGCUUGGCGAGCUGGAUUAUCUUCCGACUCAGCAGGACAUUCUGCUGGCCCGUAAACCCACGAAGGGCAUCCACGAGUAUGACUUUGAGAUCAAGAACGUUCCCUUCAAGAUGGUGGACGUGGGAGGGCAGCGGUCAGAGCGGCGGCGCUGGUUCGAGUGCUUCGACUCGGUCACCUCCAUCCUCUUCCUCGUCUCUUCCUCUGAGUACGACCAGGUGCUGAUGGAGGACCGGCAGACCAACCGGCUGCGUGAAUCGCUCGACAUCUUCGAGACCAUCGUCAACAACCGCGUCUUCGUCAACGUCUCCAUCAUCCUCUUCCUCAACAAGACGGACCUGCUGGAGGAGAAGGUGAAGAACGUUUCGCUCAAGGACUACUUUUCCGAAUACACCGGGCCCGAGCACAGCCUGCCAGAGAUCCAGGCGUUCAUGGUGGAGUGUUUCCGGGCUAAGAGGCGCGACGCCACCCAGAAGCCCCUGUACCACCACUUCACCACGGCCAUCAACACGGAGAACAUCCGGCUGGUGUUCCGGGACGUCAAAGACACCAUCCUGCACGACAACCUCAAACAGCUCAUGCUCCAAUGACCCCUGUCCACCUGUGAACGUAGAGGACCUGAACGGGGACAAACCACCCCCCCCCCUCGCUCCUGACGAGGACUCGGGAGAGACCAGCCUUAGAAGAAUCCGAUAGAGAUCAGCGUUCUUCUCCAGCCGUUUUUAUAUUAGUUUUUACUCUCCUCUUUUGAAGAGAUGGCCUUCUUGUUAGUCCAGGGUUUAGUAGGGGGGCCGAGUCAGUAGGACAGACUGUCUGCGGUUAUAAAGAAAGACGAGAAGGCGGUUCGGGUGUUUGAAAACAUCUGAUCUCUGCUGCCUCUUCUUAAGACUCUCUCCUCUGGCCUGAGCGCUGAGACCCACCGGGGGCAUUUUCGACUCACAAGGUGCCGGUGCUGAUGUCAACGUCAGCGCCUGGUUUGUGGAAACCCAGCAGAACAUUUCACAACGGGGCAUACGGUUUCUAAACCACAUUCACAAGAAAUACAGGAAUACUGAAAUGAGUGCUUUGUUGCAAACAACAGAGUUAGAUCGUCGAAACGACCAAAACAUGCCAGUCUGUGUCCAAGCACUGAUUCCUUAAAUCCAAAAUCACUCCAUUAUUUCUGCACGCUUGUGCUGCUUUGUGAGCCUUGUUUAAAAGCCCCACACACACACACACACACACACACACACACACACACACACACACACACACACACACACACACACACACACAGACACACACACACACUUUGUAAAAGGGUUCUCCCACUUCAUGCUAAUCCAGAGACUGCACAAGUUCUUUUUUUUUUUUUUUUUUUCUCGCACAGGUCCUUCCGCCCCCUACACUGAAAGUCUACACUUCUUCUGUUUCCAGAUCAGUUGGUUGAAAGUGUCAGCUCAGAAAUGUUUUUUUCUUGGACAGUGAACAGGUUAAUGACGCCGAUUCGGCUCACAACGUUUUUAAAAACAAAACAAAAAAAAUAGUGGCUUGGAGAACAGCUCCAGCACUGGCACCUUGUCUGUGGAAUUUAUUACUUUUUUUUAGAAAUAAGGGCAUAACCGCCAGACUGAACCCUCGAUGCCUUUCCAUAUAAUGUCUUAAGGAGACCUAAUCACUGUUCCUAUCCUGCUUUUGUGCCUGUGUCAAUCUUAGCUGUCUUCCACAGUAAAUUAAAUAUGCAAGUUGUCCUGUAUUUUAUUUUUGGUUGUUUAGAGGAAAUACUUAACCUUCGUUGGCACAUUAGGCAGGGUGUGCUCGCACGUGAACUUGCAGUCCACUGUUUUCUCAGGGUUGAAUCCAAACCAGCGUUAGUGCUGAUGUCAUGUUGGUGGAAUAAUCUGAUCUUUCUCUGGGUGACAGAGGGGCCAGACUCAGCCAGGCCAGAGUACAGUUCACGGGGCGGUGUUUGGUACUGUAUCCUCCUGGCCUUGACCCUGAACGUGGACCCAGACCCCCCCCCCCCCCCCUCCCCCUUCAUCUCUGAUUAGAUGCCUUGUAAAGGGACACACCUCCCCAGUUCGCCUGAAUAAUGAAUGUCUGUUAAUAAAUGUACAGAGAUUUCCUCUAGAUCGUCUGAAUAUACUGUAACCAACAUUUUUAAGGUAACAUGUAACCUGUCCUGUGAGAAUAUCUGUGUUGGCACUGAGUUAUAUCUCCAGGUGUCUUUGAAAAUGCAAUCAAGUACUGUUAGGAGUUCCCCUUUAAAAAAAAAAAUAAAAAACACAUUUUUGAAUUUGUCGACAAAAAAAAAAACCACUGGAGUUGAAUACAUUAGUGUAUUCUGUUGGGGGCCAAUUGUUGUUAGAGGACAACUUCCAGGCACUGUUCAAAUCUGUGUUUCUCUGCCAGAUCACCCCCAUGCAUUCACAUCGAGUGUCUGUCAUUUUUUUUUUCCAAAUAUAAAGCUUCUGUGAGCUUCGUUUCGCUUCCAGCCCUGGCUUUGUACAUACUGUAAGCUGUUGCCAUGUAAAUAAUAUUCAGGUUUAACUCCAUAUAUGUAAAAACGGCCUCCCCCCCCCCCCCCCCCCCCAUAUUUUGAAUGUGUUUCAAAUCAGUGCUUUUCCAAUGAAGAUGACUUUUUGAUGUAGACGUGUUUUUGUGUAAUUUUUUUCCAUCACCUUGUUGAAAUUCAUCCCUGUGCCAAGUCUCAUGCCACUCUAACCCUAUCAAUAAAAUACACUUUUCUAAUGAAAA